Aspergillus novofumigatus IBT 16806 is the source of this 2064-nucleotide messenger RNA. RefSeq names its product dynamin-like protein. NCBI's taxonomy places the organism in Eukaryota, Fungi, Ascomycota, Eurotiomycetes, Eurotiales, Aspergillaceae. The record is from RefSeq and is a predicted model, not a curated record. The transcript is spliced from 8 exons. Bases 1 to 2064 code for a protein of 687 amino acids. Gene Ontology annotation, molecular function: GTPase activity; microtubule binding; GTP binding. Gene Ontology annotation, cellular component: membrane; cytoplasm; microtubule.
AUGCUGUCAGACAUUGAUGGCUUCGACACAGAAGGGCGCGCACUCCUCCUCGAGAUAAUUGACAAACUACGCAAGUUAGGAAUCAGCGAGAGCGUCUCACUUCCUCAGCUUGUUGUCGUCGGCGAUCAAUCCAGUGGGAAAUCCUCUGUCCUAGAGGGGAUGACAGGCUUCUGCUUCCCGGUGGCCAGCGACUUGUGUACUCGGUUCGUAACACAGAUUGUCCUCAUUCGAGCCCCGGAAAGCGACGCAGGUGUUCGGGUUACAGUCAUACCCGGUCCAACAACUCAGAUGGAUGAUGAGUACAAGGCACAUCUCCUAGGAUUCGAGAGGAGGAUGGCAGAAGACGAUUUUGGGAGUGAUGACCUGAGGCGAAUCUUCAAUGAGGCUGCAAAACACAUGGGCGUCCCGGGGCCUGACACUGAGGACCCGAAGAACCUGGACAAGCGAUUUUCCGAUGACAUUCUGAGAAUCGAGAUUUUCGGUCCUCAACAUCAAAACUUAAGUGUGGUGGAUGUGCCUGGCUUGUUCCACAACCCCACGGACGACCAGACGGAAGAAGAUCGCGAGACCAUUCGCAAGCUAAUCAAAAGCUACCUCAACGAUAAACGAACCAUCAUCCUGGCAGUGAUGGAUGCGAGAAACAAUUUUGCCAAUCAAGAAGUAUUCUCUAUGGCUCAGGCCGCAGACCCUGCAGGGGUUCGCACAGUCGGAAUCAUUACCAAAUGCGACGCCUUGGAGCCUGGAGAUGAGGGAAGGGUUCUGAAAAUUGCUAGAAAUGAAGUCGAAAGACUGACUCACGUUUGGUUUGCCGUCCGAAACCGCUCAACAAAAGAUAUCAAGGAUGGUAUGACGAUCGAGGGCCGUCACAAAAAGGAAAUCGAAUUCUUUUCCAGCGUAUCGCCAUGGAACACCCUUCGAGCGGACAGAGUUGGGAUCAAACCGCUGAAGGUCUUCCUGGGACAACUUCUGUAUGCGCAUAUCCGUGGAGAGUUUCCCGGUGUCGUGAAAGACAUCGAAGAUUUCUUGCGAAACGCGCGGCGGGAGUUGGAACAGCUGGGGCCUUCGCGACAAACAGCUCCAGAUCAACGACGCUAUUUGACCCAAAUUGCCGCGAAAUAUGAGCGGGACGUCUUGAACGCGCUCAGUGGCAGCUAUGGUUCUACUCUGGAACCGGACAGUAUUUUGAAGCUGAGAAUGCACAUCAGGAAUCUCAAUGACAAAUUUGCAGAGUCGAUGGCCCGUGAUGGUCAUACCAAGAUUUUUCAGAAUCUUGACGGUGGGCAAGACAAGGAGUACCAACGUCCCUGGUGCCCGGAAGACGACGACAUAUAUGACUGGAUUCGGAAAUUAUAUCGCGAUUCACGGGGUGCCGAGCUGCCGGGUAUGGUGAAUCCCAGUGUUCUUGAGGAUAUGUUCCGACAGCAAACCGUGGCAUGGGAGCCGAUUGCUACCAAAUAUAUCGACAAGGUAGCUAAAGCCGUUCACGUUUUCAAUCAGACAAUCUUCGACAAACUGAUCGGCGACGAAGAGGUCAAAGAUCAUCUCAGUGCACGUCUCCGCGAGCAAAACCGGGAAGCUGUCAACCGUGCAGCUUAUGAAUUGACCAAUCUCCUACAGGUCAAUAACUAUUUUGCUGAGACGCUGUCCAACAUUCGUGAGGAGCGCACUUUCCAACGCCUCAAAGCAAAGGGUUUCCGCGACGGCGGUUACUUGUCUCUCAAACAAGUCGUGGGUGCGGUCCACCUUAGCAAUGAGGACCAAGCUGUUGAGAAUAUCCACGAUAUUCUUAAGGCGUACUACAAGGUUGCUCGGAAAAGAUUCUCAGACAACGUCAUUCUCCAGGUAGCCGAACGUCACCUUCUCGGGGCCAAUGGACCCGUGAGCACGCUGUCACCUGAAUUCAUUAUGAACCUCGAGGACAGCGAGCUCGAGCAUAUAGCCAGUGAAAGCUAUGUGACGUCGAGCAAGCGAAACGACUUGGCUUCCAAAGUUGAUCGAUUCCAGAAAGCUUUGCAAAUUGCAACGUCAGCCAAUAUUCAGGUUGCCGCCAAGGAUCAGCCAUGA